Symbiodinium natans is the source of this 1878-nucleotide messenger RNA. Lineage: Eukaryota; Dinophyceae; Suessiales; Symbiodiniaceae. The record is from the annotation of a GenBank genome assembly.
AUGGAGGGCGUCAAGACCGCUCCGAAUGCCGUCGUCGAGAUCCGCGACUACGAGGGAAGGCGCUGGGGUCAUGGAGACGGGCCGAUUCACCGAUGGAAGUGGAGAGACCAGUUCUUCAGGAACCUGCACCACCAACAGGUAGUCAGGACGCCACUGCCAGCACAGGAGUACGCAGCAUGCCAGGUGUACAGUUGGGGCAGCAACGAGAAGUGCAGGACACUUAGCUUGGCAGUGACGGGAUUCUAUUCGAUUACGGGCCUGAUCGAGUCGGGAGUGAAGGGCCACCCGAUUGAUGUGAUGGCCACCAUCGCGAAGAAGGCGGUUUUCAUGUUCAUGCAGAAGGAGGGUGAUUCGCGAUUGACGGCGAAAGUUGAGGAGCAAAUCGUACUCAUGCAGGUAUGGGGAUCCACGACCACAGUGCAUUCCAUGCCCUUCGUUGUUGGCUGGAUACUCUUUGAUGCGGCUAGAAACCCAAGCCUGCUGACCGUCUCCCGGCUAUGUCUCUGGGGCCUCCUAUACGUCCAAACGAUCGAGAUCUGCUUCAAGCAAGCAUCCAUCACCAUAUGGAGGCUCCGUACCAUGUUUGCGGGAGUAAUGGUGAUGUGCUUCUUGCGUGCUUUGCUCGCAGCUUCUGCCGAUGUUGCGCAUCACAGUACAAGUCACCAGCUGGACAUGUUGCUUGCGCUGUCUUGCGGAGUUGCUCAGCACGACGUCAAGUUUGCGGCUCCCUUCCUUACCUUGGUUUUUAUAGCUGACUCCUGGAGCCAGAGUGUGGUCUAUGACACUGCCCUCCCCAACGCCUUCUUCAGCAACCUUAUUCGGUACAUCAAUUCACUCGCUCUCUGUGCCAUCGUCGAGCAAAUGGCAAGAAUGAUCGCCGAGUCCGAGCUGGACGCAAAGGAUGCCUUGGCAGGCUUCAGAGGUAUGCUUCGAAGCUCCAUGGAUGCGGAAGUGGUGCUGGACAGCCACUUCAUGAUCUCAGAAAGGCCAACUGCGCUGGAGUUGUUGCUUGAGCGUCAAGGCCUAGUUGGCACGUCGUUCCUGGAUGUACUUCCAGACGAGGCCAUCGAGACCUUCCUGACGUUUACCAAGAGGAGCUCUUCAGAAUACGCUGGCAAGCUCGCCAACUUGGCUCACUUGGUUCCUCCGGCCAUGCGUUUGGGCUUGAGAAAGGCCAAUGGCAGCCAGGUGAAGGGUGACGCCUUCCUUGUCUACCUCCCGGGCAGGACUCGCUGCUCAGACAGGAUUGGCAAAGAGCAUCGCUUCAUCCUGGGCAUAAAAGAAGAUCCAGAGGCUUCUGACGAACCGCACGUCCAGGGCGCCGGGCCGUUUGUGGAUCAAGCCGCGAUUGCACAGGCUGCUCGGCAAUAUCGCUUAGCCUCUUCAGCGCCGCUCUCCUCGUCUCAGUCCCGUGGUCACACUCAGAUGCCACUGGUUUCCUGGCCGGAGAUGGUCGACGUCAACCUCUUCCUGGACGGGCAGACGGAGUGGUUUGACAUCAAGGAGGUGCGGGUGCGCUUUGCUCGGCUGGAUGACGUCCACAGCAUGCCCUGCCUGAAGCGGGCAAUCCCUUCCCAGGAAUGGAAGGCUAACCUUCCCAACUUGCGUGAGGCUAUUUGGAAUGCACACGACACAUCCCAGGAAUUCGUUCCUCGGAGCCUUGGUCCGCUGCACGUCCAUCUGCCCGGCAUUGCAGACAGCGAAGGUUGCCUCCUUGCAGACUGCUCGCACCUCUCCCUUGUGAGGGCUCCGAACAUCAACCCAGAUGUUUCAGACCUCUCCGCACAGCCCAUUUACUUCAAACUGCAGCUCUACAACUUUGUGCAGGCAGAUCGCCGGGGGGCUCGGUUGGGCUCGGAUCCUUGGGCGCAUUUUUGA